Annulohypoxylon truncatum is the source of this 1083-nucleotide messenger RNA. Its product is annotated as zinc-binding dehydrogenase family oxidoreductase. The record is from RefSeq and is a predicted model, not a curated record. Gene Ontology annotation, molecular function: oxidoreductase activity, acting on NAD(P)H. Lineage: Eukaryota; Fungi; Ascomycota; Sordariomycetes; Xylariales; Hypoxylaceae. Bases 1 to 1083 code for a protein of 360 amino acids. The transcript has a single exon.
AUGUUCACCAACACAACCUCCAUCUUGCCUGUGUCACAAACUGCCAUCAUUCAGGAUGAAAAUGGUGCUCCAAAACUGGCUAACGGUGUGCCUCUCCCAUUACUCAGAGAUGGAACAGUUAUGAUCAAGACUGUCGCAGUAGCCCUUAAUCCGAGUGACAAUAAAAUGGGCACGACCUUCCCGACUCCCGGUGCUAUAAUUGGCAUGGAUUUCUCAGGCAUCAUAGUAUCGAUACACUCCAACACUCAGACAGAACUCCGCAUUGGCGACCGCGUCUGUGGCGCGGUCCACGGCUCGAACCCCAGCGAGCCGACCAACGGCGCGUUCGCGCAGUAUAUCCGGGCGCGCCCCGAAUUGCUGUUCCACGUACCACGGGAUUUAACCAUGGAACAGGCCGCCACACUGGGGGUUGGUCUGAUGACAAACGUGCUAGCCUUGUGGGAUCCCGAAGCGCUGGGGCUCGUUGCCACUCCUGAGUCGCCCGCGGAGAAGCCAUUUCCCGUGCUAGUAUAUGGCGGGAGCACGGCGACAGGCACUAUAGCGACCCAACUCCUACGGAUGUCCGGACUAGAACCCAUCGUCACAUGUAGCCCGCGUAACUUCGAACUCGUCCAGGCCUACGGUGCCGGGAGCGCGAUAGAUUACGUACGGCCUGACGUCGCCGAGGAAAUCAAGAAGCGCACGAACGGCAAACUCAAGUACGCCUACGACUGCAUCGCUGAUUCAGUCUCGGUUCGGCAUUGCUACACUGCCAUCGGACGGACAGGUGGUAGGUAUGUCUCGCUAGAGAUCUUGCCCGAAGAGCUGCGUACACGCCGCGCAGUGCAUGCAAAAUUUGUCCUGGGUUACGAGGGGUUUGGUGAAGAUGUAGCGCUUUCGAAAGGUUAUGAAAGCUCGGCAAAUCCGGAGAAAUUUGCCCUUAUAGUGAAAUACUGCCGUAUCUUCCAAAGGUUUCUGGACGAAAACGCACUGAAGACGCAUCCGAUACAACAACUCAACGGUGGGCUGACGGGUGUUUUGCAUGGCUUGCAGUUAUUGAAAUCAGGGUCGGUCUCUGGGAAGAAGCUGGUAGCGACUUUAUGA